This is a messenger RNA of Pogoniulus pusillus (Red-fronted tinkerbird), 5478 nucleotides long. RefSeq names its product transmembrane protein 263-like. The transcript has 3 exons. Lineage: Eukaryota; Metazoa; Chordata; Aves; Piciformes; Lybiidae. The record is from RefSeq and is a predicted model, not a curated record. The coding region runs from base 466 to 822 and encodes 118 amino acids.
UUUCAUGGGGGAUGUGGUGCCGCUUCUUGGAACCCGUCUCCCGGGAGAGAUUCCCCCCCUUCUGUCCAUCUAGAGCCCGGAUCGUUCCCUGCGGCGCCGUACGGGGAAGCCGGGGGAGGCUGCCUGCGCCCGCUGCCCAUCUGGGCUUGCGUCUCUUCGGAGAAAGCCUCCGCCGUGCCCCGGGCUCCUUCCCUCAUGCGCAUAUAGCCGCGUAGGCGGCUUCACUCCCGCGGCGGCCGUGAGGUUUCGUGCGCUGCCCGGGGCAGCGCCGGCCCUCACCUGUGCUGCUUCUCCCGCAGGCCCUCCCAGGGCAUGGAGGAGAUGGUCACUUUUCUCCUUAGGUCGCUUUGGAAGACUAUUAGGACUAACCUGAGGUGGUGGGCAGCUUCGGCGCCGAGGGAGAGGUGGAUGCCGAGGCUGGCUGGGCUGUUAGAGCAGAACUAGGGACCAAGCUUAGAAACACAGAUGGUGGAAGAUGAAACUGAGACAACAAGUGAAGAAUUGCCUCCUCAUCUGCGGGAAGAGCCUCCCGAAGAUGCCAGCAAGGACCAUCCACAGCAGCAGGCAGGGGUGAUCUGGAGAGUGACAGGUGGCCUGUUCAGUAUCACCCGGGGAGCUGUGGGGGCCACCCUGGGAGGAGUUGCCUGGGUGGGCAGCAAGAGCCUGGAGCUCACCAAAACAGCUGUGACUAGUGUCCCCGCUGCUGGCGUCGGACUGGUGAAGGGCAGCGUCUCGGCAGUGACCGGUGGCGUCGGAGCCGUGGGCAGUGCGGUUGCCAGCAAAGUCCCUUUCACUGCAAAGAAGAAGGACAAGGCUGACUAAUCCUCAUUACAGCUCCCUUCCAGAAGAUCGACCUGCCCACAGUCUCCCCCUACUCAGCACCUCUUUGAGUUGGAACCAGACGCUUCAGGGAGGGUCAAGCACCCGAGCAGACUCCGGCUGCAGCCUGCUCAGCACCGCCUGCCUGGCUCAGAGUUCACAGAGCCGCUGACAAUGCCUUUCAUUCCCAUCACCUACCGGGAACCACCUUUACUCUGAGGACUUUAAAGGCAUCGUUGUCUAUGUCUUGCAGUUUCCUUCCUCCAUUCUUGCUUUUGCAGGCACAGGGGAUUGGAAAGGGUAUCCAUCUGCUGGUGGUGGGCAGGGGUAACAGGAGAAGGGGAGGAAUUAUGCCUGGCUUUAUGUGUGAGUUGUGUAGUCAAAUUCAACUUAAAGUAGGAAGACAGUCUGUGAAACACCCCUUCCCUUGGCUCUGGGAGGUAUGUUUUUGGGGGGGUCUGCCUGGUAGAGAACUGUAGAAAAAAGUCCCAUUGACACAAAGGAGAGAUACUGUGAAAAGGGGGAAGCCUCCCUCCUGCCCUGCACCUCUUACUUUUUCCUUGCAGGGCCCAUCCCACAAGCUGCUUCAAAUCACUUUCUCCCUAGCUGAAUUGCACCCUUCAGAGAAGGAACCCUCAAGCUCAGCAGAGCAGCUCUGGAAAUGAUGCCACACGAGAAUAUGGUAUGUGCUGGGCCAUCAACUUCUGCAGAGAUUUUCUUGGUAAGAGGCAGGAGAAUGAAAGCUUUUGUAUGUUCCCUUUUGGGGAAGGAGCUGGCAGUGGCAUCCGCCAGGCUUCUGUGAUACUGCAGCACAGGUAAUGAUGCUCCACAGAGACACAGGUCUUUGGGUUUGAUCCUUGAAGCACUUGCAGUAUCCCCACCUGCAGGUGGGGCAUUUUGAUUCUAGGCCACACUCAGCCAUCACUGAUAACCAUGAGCAAGCAUGUUCCCAAGUGCCGCUCAAGUUCUGCUGCAGGGAAGGAGACCUGCUUCCCCUGGGACUCAGCACCCUGGGAGCAGUGGCCUGGGUGUGAGUGGGCUCUUGCUGUGUUGGAGAAUGCUUCCCUGAGGGGCUGAGCAUACUCCAGCAGCAGCCAGCCUGCACGGGGUGGGGUGCACCAGCCCCUCCUCCUCCACAUGCUGCUCCUGGGGCUUCUCUAAAUGACCAUGUUGCACUAAAUAGGCCUCCCACACUCGUUGUGCUGCAGAAACCCAGACACCUGCAUCCAUCUGGGAGUCACAGCCAUCCUCAGCCUGGCCCAUGGUGCUCAAGGGCCACGUGGAAUCACACACACUUGCACACACACAUGCAAACACACACUCUCACCCCAAGGUCCCCUGUAAUCCUCAGGAUGAGGAAAGCCACAGGCUCCACCACUGGCUCUGCUGCUCCUGGCUUCGGCAGGUGAUUAGCCUAGGUGGUUAGGUGUUGGAUCCAUAGGCAAGUGAAGCAGUGCUUGUGCUGUAGUUGAUAACUGUGUCUGUGUUAGUGUGGGUGUCUGUAUCAGUCCACAGGCAUGUCUUCAGCCAGGUAAGCAAAACUGUGCCACUGCCCUGGAGGAGAUUACAGGCUCAUCUUCAGCACUUCCAGCUUACAGUUUUUUUAUGUUAUAGGGUCCUAGUCAGAACAAAAAUCAUGUUUUAGAGGAUGUUUUCUCCUCUGUUGCCCAAGAGCGUAGUUUAUUGAAACCAAAGGAAUGUGAAAAUCCCUCUCUUCCCCAUCUAUGCUGUUUGUUUACCUUCUGCCCUGUCUCUUGGACAUUGAAGCCAACUUACUUGAUUUUAAUUUCCUUUGAAACUCAUUGUACUUCCUGGCUGCUCUCUUGUGCUUAGGACUCAGACAUCAGGGAAUAUUUAAGUACAGUCGUCCCCCCCCCACUCCACUACCAUUUUUGCUGAACGUUGUUGAGCUUGUGAAGCAGUUUUCAUUCUGAUCUUCAUUAAAUCCUCGUUUGGGGCUGACAUAAGUCACUGUGUCCCUGUGCUAGUUGCACCAGUGUUAGUUUCUCUCCAUACCCUUCACUGGGUAGUCCCUGCUGUUUGCAGUAGCAAGAAGUUGCUUAUCUCCACAGUGUGGUGUUCUUGAUAGCAUGAGAGUGAUUUAGCCCACAUCUUUGUUUCUGAAGAGGAAACAGCAUUUGGUAUGUGUGUGCAUUUCCUGGCUUUGUCUCUUUUGUUCUGGUGAAAGCCAAGCUGACCCAGACGUGUCGGUUUUGUCUCUGAAGGAAGUGGCUUCAGAGAAAGAUCAAGCCUUGAUGUGUGCUUGCACUUUGCUAGGAUGCUCGUGGCAGUUGGCAAGGCCAGAAGAAGUCUUGUCUGUUCUUCCUUUGUCUCAGAUGCUCUGCAAAGCAGGAGGACAGUUUGCAAUGCAUGUAUCUCUGCUCACUGCUCUCCCUGGGCACAUCUCAUUUUUUAUUCCAGAUCACAGGCUGCUGCUGAGGCCAGCUCUAACCCCAAAGCUAAAAGCUGCUUGUGCAUAACUAGCUGUGCUGUCACCAGCCCUCUUAAAAAGAUAGUUUCUUACUAAUUGUGAUGGAAGACAGUCUUCUUCCUAACUGCCUUUACCAGGCCUUGGACAGGAGAAGAUAGUGUCUAGGGUACUUCACUUCACCAGUGACCCCUGGGCAGGUGAUGGGAAGAUCACCACGAGUUUGACCAGCCAGUGUCCUACCCAGGUUCUUGCUGGGGAAGGCAGUACCUCCUUCCCAAGCUUUUGUCUUCAGGCACUUUGUGUGCAGAGCAGGCAUGGAAGAUGGGAUAAAGGUGCGUAAAGGAAAGCCAUAGGAGUCCUGAGGGAUUUCCCUGUAUUUAUUUCUCUCUUCAGUGCAUCCUUGCAGUAAAUGGAGUAAAGUUUCCAUUAUUCUGGAAUGGUUAUUUCCUUGUGGGAUGGCCUGGAGGAGAGGAGAGAAGGUGUGAGGGGAACUCACACCCUAAACCACUGUUCUUACAGCCCAGCUAACAGAGAACAUGUGAAUCAUGAAUAGCAGAACAGAUCACAUUAGCAGGCAGGGGUAGAAGAUUAAAUCUUCUGCAAACCCAGGGCCUGACUCUGCUUUACAGGCAUCCAGGAAUCCCUAAUUGUGCAGGACUCCAAGGCCUCUGGGACAUAUGGCUCUUGUCACUGUGCAAGGCCAGCUCUGUCCAUCCAGGUGACCCAGCCCUGGGCUGCUUCUCUGUGCCACUCUCAGCGGCAGAACAGAAGGAAAGCAGGGUUCAUGAUCCCAAUCUAAGAACAAAGGCACCUCCUGACAGCUUUGUUUAUGGAAUGGUAGGGUCUGAGUCAGAUGAGGAAGCUGUUGGCUCCUGACAGACAACCCCUCUUUCCUCCUCUCGCUCUUCAGACAUUCCAGCCAGCUCAGAGGCCACCUGGGCCAUUUCUGCAGCACUUCUCCCACCACCCCUUCAUGGCAAGAAGGGCAAAAACUACACUGCUGACUAAUUGCAUUAGUGCUGUUGGUACUAGGUGGAGGUGCUCAGUACCAAAUGGGGGUGGGGGAACAACACUGAAGUGGUAGAAAGGAUUGAAGGGAGAUAGUACAAGGAAGAACCGCAGUUUUCAGGUGGCAGUGAGAAGACAAGGAGGGAACAGUGCCAGAAGGAGAUGAGUGGGGGAGCAAGAAAAAGAGAGCAUUGAGGGAAUUUGUUUCUUAGCUCAGGCUCUGAAUCAGGGGAUGAACACAAUGGAGUUUGUCCUAGGGAAGAGCACAGAAAGGGAAGUGGACAAGUGUGCAUUGGCACGUGUAGCGGUGGUCUACUCUUGGCUGGUGCUCAGCUUCCAUAGUAGUGAUGAUGGCUAAGGAUUUCCAUUUAGAUAGAGCAGUGUGCCCAACAGAUGGUCCAAGCAGCAUAUUAUCUUCCUCCUUACCACCACCCCCUCCUUACCAGAUCUCCUGUAGGCUUUUGCUGUGAUCUCCAUGUGGUGAGGCUGGGUCUUUCCCAAGGUAGAGGUGGGAUGUGGCUGUACAUGCAGACCUGUCCCCCACUGUGGCUGGAUGUUCCCCGUGCCCAAAGUUUGUGCCCUGGCUGGGAGGGUAGCCCACAGACACAUCCUGUCUUUUCCCUUUGUUCAUCUCAUUGUUUUUUAUCCAUACCCCUGCGUAGAGCUCUCUAAAGCUCUCACCAACACCUUUAUUAAACAUCUGUUCUCACACUGGCUAAGCAGGCAGAGAGGAGAACUCUGCCCCCGCAGCUCCCCUAGCUAGGAGGGACGUGUUUGUCUUCCACCCCUCUCUGUCCCCUUGUGUUUUCCAUAUGGAAAAUCUUAACCCACUUCUUUUCCUCUGGGUCCCCUUGUUGGCUCUUGUCCCCAUGGGCGGGUCAUCUCUGUGCCUCCGUUGUAAAUCAUCCCUAUAAAAACAACAGCAUGAGUGGGAACGUGGAGAUGGCUAGAGAGAGCCACAGAGCUGCUGGGACAGAUGCCAGGGACAGGCUCUUGCUUCUCUAGGGGCCGAAGGAGCCCUUUGGCAACCCAAGACCCGUCACUGCGGCCACGCAGUCCCAUGCACGGUGCUGGGCUCUGGAGAACAAUCCUGUUCUUUAUCAUUUCAUUGUCUGUAAUUGGUUUCCUACUGAAUUUGUUUGCUUGGUUUGUUUUGCAGUGUGUUUCUGGGAAUAUUCUGCAUCUCUGUAUUUUAAUUACAGUAAAAUUUGAGGAUAAAA